Messenger RNA from Salvelinus namaycush (lake trout), 741 nucleotides. Its product is annotated as complement C1q-like protein 4. The record is from RefSeq and is a predicted model, not a curated record. Gene Ontology annotation, molecular function: protein binding. The transcript has 2 exons. Lineage: Eukaryota; Metazoa; Chordata; Actinopteri; Salmoniformes; Salmonidae. Bases 1 to 741 code for a protein of 246 amino acids.
AUGGGCGUGGCCAUGGUUCUACUCCUCCUGAUAGCCAUCCCCCUAUUGGUUCACACCAUGAAAGGGGGAGGAGCUAGCCAAGGAAGUGGCGGCGGGGGGACCCAUUAUGAGAUGCUGGGGAGCUGCAGAAUGGUCUGUGACACUUAUAGUACUGCACAACCAGGCCAGGAGCUGACAGCCAUGUCCCCUCAACCGGAAUACCCCGGGAAGAAGAAGACGGGGUACCGCGGUGUCCCUGGGAUCCCUGGUCCUCCAGGCGCCCGAGGACCCCCUGGGGAAUCAGGCAAGCCAGGGCCACAGGGGCCUCCCGGCCCUGGACCUAAUGGUUACCUCCCCUCCUACAGCCCCAAGAUCGCCUUUUAUGCAGGGCUAAGGAAACAGCACGAGGGCAGCGAGGUGUUGAAGUUUGAUGAUGUGGUAACCAAUGUAGGGAACUACUAUGAGCCUAGUACUGGGAAGUUCACCUGUCCUCUACCUGGUAUCUACUUCUUCACCUACCAUGUUCUGAUGAGGGGCGGAGAUGGGACCAGCAUGUGGGCUGACUUGAAGAAGAACGGACAGGUGAGGGCCAGUGCCAUCGCCCAGGAUGCGGACCAGAACUAUGACUAUGCGUCUAACAGUGUGAUCCUGCAUCUAGACGUGGGGGACGAGGUGUGUGUACAGCUGGACGGGGGGAAGGUCCAUGGAGGAAACACCAACAAAUACAGCACAUUCUCUGGGUUCCUCAUCUACCCUGACUGA